GGCGGCGCAGCUCGGCUCCCGGCGCGUGUCCGUGCCCGCGCCCCGCCAGGGUGCGCAGCCCCCCUCCGGCGGCAUGCAGCCGCCCGCCCGCCGCGCCCGCCGCCUGGCGCUGCCCGCGCUGCUGGCGCUCCUCACCUGCUCCGUGGCUUUCUGUUUGGUUUCUGACGAUGCAAGGAAAGAAGUCCAGCCGACUCAGGAUUUGGAGAAAAGUGGCAGAUCCAGGAAAAACAAUAUAGACUUGAAAAGCAUCGUAUUUGUCAUCCAGAGUCAAAGUAAUUCGUUUCAUGCAAGAAGAGCAGAGCAAUUUAAGAAAAGCAUCCUGAAGCAGGCUGCAGACCUCACACAGGAACUCCCCAGAGUCCUCCUCCUGCACCAACUGCCUCAGCAGGAGGGCGCCUGGACCAUCCUGCCACUGUUACCACACUUUUCUGUAACAUAUAGCAGAAAUUCAUCAUGGAUUUUCUUCUGUGAAGAAGAGACAAGAAUACAGAUCCCGAAACUGCUAGAAACGCUCGGAAGAUACGACCCAUCAAGGGAAUGGUUUUUAGGAAAAGCAUUGUAUGAUGAAGAAUCUACAAUAAUUCACCACUACGCCUUUUCUGAAGAUCCUACAGUUUUUAAAUAUCCAGACUUUGCUGCUGGUUGGGCCCUCAGUGUUCCACUUGUAAACAAGCUUGCCAAGAGGUUAAAGAGUGAAGCUCUAAAGUCUGACUUCACUAUUGAUUUAAAACAUGAGAUUGCUCUCUACAUUUGGGACAAAGGAGGUGGACCAGCCCUUACCCCAGUGCCUGAGUUUUGUACAGAAGGUGUGAACUCCAACUGUGCUACCACAUUCCAUUCUUUUCUGCCACUUUGUGGAAAGCCAGUGAAGAAGGAGGAGAUUUUUGUUGCAGUGAAAACAUGCAAGAAAUUUCACAGCGACAGAAUACCUAUUGUAAAGCAGACCUGGGAGAGAGAGGCAAGUUUCAUUGAAUACUAUAGUGACUAUGCAGAAACUUCCAUUCCCACUGUGGAUUUGGGAAUUCCUAAUACGGAGAGAGGUCAUUGUGGAAAGACAUUUGCCAUUUUGGAAAGAUUUUUAAAUCAUAGCAAUGACAAAAUAGCAUGGUUGGUCAUUGUGGAUGAUGAUACAUUAAUCAGUAUCUCCAGGCUCCAGCACUUGCUUAGCUGCUACGACCCCAGCGAAGCCGUGGUCCUGGGAGAACGCUAUGGCUAUGGCCUGGGCACUGGCGGCUACAGCUACGUCACAGGAGGAGGAGGAAUGGUCUUCAGUAGAGAAGCUGUCAGGAGACUGCUCGCCAGUAAGUGUCGGUGCUACAGCAACGACGCCCCGGACGACAUGGUCCUAGGAAUGUGCUUCAGUGGCCUGGGCGUGCCCGUGACCCACAGCCCUCUCUUCCAUCAGGCUCGGCCAGUCGAUUACCCUAAGGACUAUCUGUCGCAUCAAGUUCCUGUUUCAUUCCACAAACACUGGAACAUCGAUCCGGUGAAGGUGUAUUUCACGUGGUUGGCACCCAAGGAGGAAGACGAAGCCGAAAGCGAGGCACCAAAGGGUAUCAGAGAAGAGUUAUGAAGUGUGAGCACGGCCUGGUGGGCCCCAGAAGUGGGGAGCACAGCAUCACCGCGCUGGGCCAUGCUGCUUCAAGGGACCCUGUGGCACAGGAUGCUUCCUGACUCGAGGAGGAAAUAAUGAAUGUGGUUAUUUUUGAUGAGGGAGGAGAGGAAGUCAAGGGGAAAAUUUUUUUUUUCUGGGAAAAAUCACUUGCUUUUGACUUUAAUGACUAUUGAACACAGUGAUUACGGUGUAAUUUUCAGACUGUGAUGCAGCAGCAUUAUAAUUACUGUCACAGAAAAUAAAUAGUCCCGGAAGUCCCUUUCCUGUUCUUUGUCUUCAUUAUAACGAGUCUGUGUGGGGCAUGAGACUGCGAGACGGACACGCCUGUCUGAGCUUCUGGAUCCAGAGAGAAGAGCCGGAAGUCUUUGACACGGAUAUGGCCAAUGGAAUGAACUUGAAAACUCUGUUACUGAUCAUGAACGUUGUUUCCUGGGAAACCAAUAGGAAUAAUGCACUAUAAAGAAUCAUUCAUAAAAUGUCAUAAAAGUAAAAAUACGAAAUCUCUUGCACUCCAUAAAAUCACGUGGUUAUGUUUGAUGUGUUCUCUUGCUGUUUGUGCCUCAUAAAAAGGCGAAAAGAGGUCCUCUGCGAGAGCUUCUUAUUCCUGGGGAAGUUGGUCUGUGUGCCGUUGCUCCCUGAAGGGUUGGCUCGAUGGACGUUUGUGAGAAGUGUACUGGAUGCUGCCGGCGUACAACGUCCUCCGUGUUGAAACACAAGAUUGCUAUGUUUCCCUCCAGUCAGCACUCUGUUGGUGACUCUCAGGAAGUGAAUUAACUCAUGCCCUGAUAUUUCAUUGUUGUUUUUCUUUGAAUAUUGUUUACUGACUCUCUGCUGGCUCAUUGGAGCCCUCCCUCUGCCCCCUCACGCACACAGCCCUGAGCACCGGAAGCUAAUAGGAUGAUUUGGCAGUUUUGUGGCUUCUGUGAGAGUGAAGCUUGAACACAGUAUUUUCAAGCAGCUGUAUCUGAUUUGCAAAUCACCUAUUUAAUAUAUAUGUGUAUGAUUUAACAGUGCAGUAUUAACAUGCAAAAUGUACUCUGAUGGUUUUGAUUCUGUAAUUUAGUUCUGUAAAGAUAUUUGCAUAAAACUUGAUUUUUUUCUCUAUGUUUUAAACUAAUUUUGGUAUAUUAAAAUGCUUUUUUUUUUUCUUUCUCCUUGUAACUGAAAACAGGAAUUUAUGGACUUUGUAAUACUUUUCAUAGCCAAGCACAGGGUUUUGAAUCAUAAUACCCAAAGUACUUAUGUAUUUUUUUUUUUAAACAAUGUAUUAUUCUCAGAGCCCAGAAUUGACUCAUUUCUAAAAUAAAAUAGCGCAGAUCAUGUUUCCAAAUUAACAAAUACUGGGAUUAGAGAAUUGUAGUGGAUUGGAUUCUGUUUUGUCAAAAUGGAUUCUAGACCUGUCUUAGGAAUGGAUCUGGGAGGAUGAACUGGGUGAGAGACACCACAAGACUUUGUAGUUCCUGCUGGGCUGCUGUUGAUGGUUGUCAUGUGGGAUGGCUGUCAUGCCUCCACGUCAUCACAUCGCCUUCCUGUCAUCCGUGAUCAUGCUGCCGGAGAGCCCUGGAAGCAACUUUCAUUUCUACUGCUCCUGCCUGCUAGUCACUGGCAUGCAGAGAGCCGGCACGCCUGUGGGUGAAGAGCUAUGCCAAGAUGUCUUCUGAGUGAGAAUCAGUGCCUUCUAUGGACACCGGAGCACCUCCUCUGCUACUUUUAGAUUUUUAAAUUGUGUUUAUUUUUUUUUUAAUUAUGUAAGCCUAACCACCACAAAUAAAAAAAAUCUUUGCCUAAGUUUCUGAUUGCUCAAAUAUUGUGUUUGUUAGUCCAGGUCUGAGUUGGUGGCAGUGGGACAGGUAGGGGAG
Messenger RNA from Ochotona curzoniae (black-lipped pika), 3474 nucleotides. It is a transcript of the gene B3GLCT, whose product is annotated as beta 3-glucosyltransferase. Gene Ontology annotation, molecular function: acetylglucosaminyltransferase activity. The transcript has 15 exons. Gene Ontology annotation, cellular component: membrane. NCBI's taxonomy places the organism in Eukaryota, Metazoa, Chordata, Mammalia, Lagomorpha, Ochotonidae. The record is from RefSeq and is a predicted model, not a curated record. Bases 74 to 1573 code for a protein of 499 amino acids.